CGCUGCCGCCCGGGCCUCUGCUCCCGCGGGGCGAGGCGGCGGCACAGGCGGGCAGCGCGCCCCAGCGCGGCGCCGCCGCCAUGGCGCUGGGAGUGCAGGCGUCCGGGGCUCCCCUCAGCUCUUUCCUCAAGGACUUCCCAUCUCCCCUGGGCCCGGGGGAGCCGCUGCCCUGGAGCUCCGCGGGGUGCGGCGCCCUCAGCAAGGCCGAGGUGCCGGGCGCGCUGGCGGACCGGGCAAGGAGCCUCCUGGACGGCAGAGGUGUUCCACCACUUCUUGCAGCAUCCUUGAUCCACGCUGCAGUUGAUGAAGUCCUCCAAACUGACCUGACUGAAUUUAAGCAGCAAAAUGUGGAAACAGUGGGAGAAGGAGAUGAGGAAAGUUUCACCUUGCUGGAUGGAGAGUCUUUGCAGCGCUGCUUCUUUAACAAGCUUCGGGAUGUUUGCUCUGAGUGGCAGAAGCAGUUGCCACCACUGAGACCACUGGAACGUUUCCUGCUCGUUUCCAUCCACGCCAUCCGUAACACUCGACGGAAGAUGGAGGAUCGCCACGUUCUGCUCCCAGAGUUCAAUCAGCUCUUUGGUUUAUCAGAUGACAUUGAUCGUGCUUACUUUGCGGUAUUUGAUGGCCAUGGUGGAGUGGAUGCUGCCAAUUAUUCAGCAACCCAUUUACAUGUAAAUGUUGGGCUACACCAAGAGAUUGUUAAGAACCCAGCUGAGGCCUUGAAAUGCUCUUUCCAGAAGACAGACAAAAUGUUUCUUUUGAAAGCCAAAAGAGAGAAGCUGCGGAGUGGAACAACAGGUGUAUCUGCAUUGAUUGUAGGGAACAAGCUGCACAUAGCAUGGCUAGGGGACUCACAAGUAAUGCUCGUGCAGCAAGGAAAAGCUGUGACAUUAAUGGAACCUCACAAACCAGAAAGAGAAGAUGAGAGAGCACGUAUUGAGUCUCUGGGUGGUUGUGUAACCUAUAUGGACUGCUGGCGGGUUAAUGGUACCUUGGCUGUUUCCAGAGCAAUUGGUGACAUGUGUCAGAAACCCUACAUCUCUGGAGAUGCAGAUGGAGAUUCAUUUGAGCUGACUGGUUCUGAAGACUACUUGCUCUUAGCCUGUGAUGGUUUCUUUGAUGCUGUCAAGCCAUAUGAGGUGGUAGACUUGGUCCUAGAUCACUUAAUGCAGACCAGAGGAGUGGGUCUUAAAGCAGCAGAAAGACUGGUGGCUGCUGCGAAGGAAAAUGGAUCCAGUGAUAACAUCACUGUUCUGGUGGUGUUCUUGAGGGAUCCUCAGGACAUCUUGGCAGACUGUCUCAGGGACCCUAAGAGCCUUGGGGCUGGUGAUGAUACUCGGAGCUCACCCUUUAAUUUCCUCAGCUGUGAGGCAGCAGCCACACAGUGACAAAAUCUGGUUAAUCCACAAUGUUCAAGUAAGUUCACAUAAGGAACUGCUUUCCAAUGAAGAAGCCUCUAAUACAAUAGGCAAAACCUGUCAGGAAAAAAAUGACAAAUGGCCUUUAAGAGAAAGGCAAAACUUCUUUUACUGAGUUCCCAUUUGUCUCUUCCUUCUCCCUUCAAAAAAAUACUGAGCAGAUGUGAAGAUUUGUACAGCUAUUUUGUCUCUGGGAGCAGACUUGUGUGUUCCAGGGCUGCUGGUCAUGUCCCUCUGCCCUGGAAGUGGUAAGAAACUAUAAUAUGUAUAAGCUAAUGGGUGAGAAUACCCGUUUGUGAAUUCUGAGUGAAGAUUUAAAUUAGUGCUUAAAAUGCUCUAUGUUGUAUUUAAUUGUGAUGUUUCUUUGGAGACUGGGAGGAGAGAAGCUGUCACCAUCACAGAAAAGCUUGUUACUGUGUGUGGUCUGUAGGAACAGGCUUGGUGUGCAAGAGAGUGGGUGACAACAUUAUGCUGUGUAAGUUGCUUUUGUUUUGUACCAAAGAUGAUAUUACAGGAGUGAUGCAGCCUCUUGAUUCAAACAGAGGCAUUUAAUUUUUUGUGUAUGGAGAGGAGAAAAUAAAACAAUGCACCAGAAAAAGAGCAAGAAAUCUUAACUAGAAAUAUCCCAGGCAUAUAUAUUAUUAUAUUAUGAUAUAUUAUUAUAUUAUGAUAUUAUUAUAUAAUAUCAGCUGCUUUCUGGGAUGUUCUGGUUUAUAAACUGGAAUACAAUAUUUAACUGCACUUGGUUAUUUCUCCCUAACAAACACACUUUAUUAGCUGUUUGGCAACCUGAAAAGAAAGGAUCCUUAUUGUUGUAUUUGAGAGAGAUCUUUCCAGGAUGGGUGCUCUAGCAGUUAAAUAUGCUUUGUUUCUGCCACUUUUUUGUAUACAAUAACAAAUGAGAAUUUUAUUUUUAUUCUAAAUGUUUAUUUGUUUAUUUACUGAACUUUACAGCUGGUGGUAUUAUUUGCAGUGUUACUUUAUUCUGUUGUGGUUUUUAUUUAAAUUAGAAUUUAAAAGUGACUGUGUCUUUAUUACCUGGUUUUAAAAACUGACUACCCUCAAGUGCCUUAAAUAUUUCACCCAAGGAUUGCUGGCUUCCUAUCAUAUUCUGGUGAGCCAGAUUAUGGUGUUUUUUAAAUGUCACUUUUUUUAUUUCAUUAAUACUCAUGUUUAAUGCACUUAAAUGCUUUAUUUUUGUGGAUUAUUUUAGUGGGAACUACAUUUCAAGAAAACAUCUCCAUUGUUGCCAAAUCUUGUGGCUUGUAUUAAAAGCUUCACAAUACUUACUGUGACCUACCCUUUGCCCCAAGCAAAAAAACUCUAGUUAGUUAAUUAUAAAGUAACAAUCUGAGUCAUCAUUAAUUUAAAAGCAAAUACAAUUCUGACCUUCACAAGAAAAUGUAAUAACACAAACUAGAAACAUUUUAGUAAUUGUUUUUGAUUUAUUGAUGGUUAAUUUGGCCACACUUCAUGAACUUUUUGGGUCUAGAUAAUUUUCUAAGGAGAUAUGAAGCUAAGAUGAGGAUGAAAUAAUCUUAAUGAAUGUGUAUAUUGUUGUGUGACUUUUGUAUCCAUUGCAUGCUAGAGCCUCUGGUUGUGUUUUGUCUUGCCUUGCUAGCCUGGCUAGCAGGACUCAACAAGAUCUGAAGGCUCAGUGGUAAAUAUGUUAGUAAUUUCUGUAUCUACACAAGAAGUGCUUUACAUCUGGCAGCAAGACUGUAUGCCCACUUUGGAAGCACAUGGCAUUGCAAUAUGUCAGUCUGUGGAUUGUAAUGUGUUGAGCAUUAUUGUCACUUAGGGAGGAAAUUUUAAGUAAAAGAAUUGAGAUGGCUAAAAUGAAGAACAGAGCAUCACUCUUCAUGUCCACAGUGUCUCUGGAAGGUUAGCUAGUGUGUGGCAAUGCAGUUACCCCAGCAGCUUGAGUUUUUGGCUGGGUUACUGUGGGCAAUCGUGUAGUUCAACAUAGGACAACUCCUCAGUGAGCUGCCAUCUUAUUACACAGCAACUCAGUGACCUCCUUGUUUAGCUAUGGAACAACAGGAGCUUUUCCUCUGAGAAGGCUGCAAGCGCUUUUUCACCCUGCAGUUUGCUGUUCUCAAAUAUUUGGGGAAGGCUUUCUGUGAUGGCAGCCUGGUAGGGUAGGUGUUAAUUUUUGUAGUAAACCUGUUUCAAUGAAGAAAGCCUUGAGUAGUGAUCCGUUUGGAUUUACCAUCUCCUCUCUCUUUGAUUUCUAAUCCAGAUAUUCGGUGCAGUGCUAAAUUCUGAUGACCACUAGUGCCUCUUGAUGUCUUGGAAAUGGUUCUCAUUAUUAGUAUAAUAAGAAUCAUCCAGAAUUGUUUUAUUUCACUGCUAUCUGAGGUUUAUCAGGAGAGGGGGAAGGAAGGGACAUGUGAAAUGUUGGUAAGUAUGGUUUAGUUUCUGAAAGUUGCCAAAUUUCCUGAAACAUAGAGGGAACUGAACAAGUAAGAUUAUUUUAAUGAUCCUUUUAUUUAAGCCUUUUUGGGGCAAAUUUGCAUUCUAGAGGAAACAAAUACUGAAGUCUUUCAAUGGAUACUUACAGAUAAGUGAGAAUUCAUUAAAAUAUCCUUUUUUAUGGGAACUAAGUGAAGUGGGCCUUUAGAAAGCUGUCUGUGGUAAUAAAAAAUUUAAUUCUCAUGCUCUGCUCUAGGGAAGACAUUGUGUAUUCUGAGAAGCUAUUUCCUUAUGUAGAUGUUUUCCUUCUGAGUGACCCUAAUGCCUCAUUUUUUUGGAGAUGUAAGUGGAUAGGAAUAGUCUUUGGGAACUUUCUCUGAUUUUCAGAUGCUGUAUAAUUCUGGUCAGGUCUAUAGAGUUGUAACAGGGUCAUAAAUGACAGGUUGUAUCUUCUCAGUGUAUUAAGUAAGUUUUUUUAUCUUUUGAAACUGGAAAACCAACAUUUCAGUUUGAUAUUAAAUCAGUAAUGAAAGUAUAACACAGGAUGCAAGUAUGGAUUUUGGAAGGGCAGUUCUAAAAAUCUAUUGCAAAUCAUCAUCAGGAUAGCCUUAUCUCCAAUUUUUGUUUCACUUGUGACUUUGGUAUCAGUUUUAGAAGCCAUCAGCUAUACUGCAUAAUACUGUUACAAGAAGUGUCACUUGUUUGGGUGGUGAAGAAAGAGGGGAAGGAGAUCUAGGAGAAGGUAUAAAUUUGAAGUAAAUGGUCCAAAAUAUGGAAUGGUGCUAUGUUAUUAAUUUACAGUACUAAUCUGCUACAUUAGCUUGUAUUAUCUUUCCUUUUAAAACUUGUUUGAUUUCUGGUGUUGGCUGAUCUGUUUUCCUUCCCUCCUUUAGUUAAAAAUAAUGUCAUUUCAGUGGGAGAAUGCACUUGCAUCUCUGGGCCUUCCCAGUGUCAUCUACCAUACACUGUCACUUGUCCACCAAUGUCACAUUGACUGUGACAAACAAUGGCCUGUUUCCUUGUUGUUAUUAUGAUGGGCCUGCAGCAAAACCAAUUUUCAAGUCUAGCCAAAAUCUUGGAAGCUGUAGAGGUUAUCUGAAGGAUUCCAGAUAAACGUUCAGUGAAAAAAGAAAGUAUUUUCAUAUUUUACUAGACUCCAGAUGAAUGUCUGUUGCUGCAUUUUAGCACCCAGCAUCAGAAAAAAUUGCUCCUUAGAGAAGCCUGCAUUUUUAAACCAGAGCAUGCUGAAAUUCUUGUAUUGUGCUUGAUUGAAAACUAGCUUUAGUCAUCCUGCUUAGUAGGUAUUCAACAUCUCUUUUGCUUCUGGGUAAUUCAUGCUUUUGCCUUUCUUAUAAUUUCCUACCGUCCCCUUUCUGACAAAGAAACAUACCUGAGUGAAGUAUUCUGGGUCUGACAUAGAGAAGAUUACAAUUUUACAAAUUACAUUUGUUGGAGGGUGAGUUUGAUUUUGGGGUUUUUUUUUUGGAAUCCAGAGGAAAAUGUAUAGAACAAAGGGAGAUAAAGUCCACCCUCUGAGUAAUGGAGGAGUGAAAGAGAGAGACAGGAAUGCAUCUAAGUAUUAUUAAUACCUAUUUUAAAAAGGAAGUGGGCUAGGAAAUAGAGCUACAAAUGUCAAUUAUUUCAUAUGAAAUACCAACGCUUGAAAGAAUUAGAAACAUACCCAUUAAAAAGGCAAAACUCAUAUAUGGUAACUCUGUCUUCAAACAGCCAAGGAAGGAAUCACAGUAAAAGUAUCUGAGGUGACUUACUGUGACCCCUCCACACUAUAUUGGAAGCUAAUGCUGGUAAAUGGAUUUUUCUAAACACCUUUAUGUGUAAGGUGGUGCUAAGAGGGAGCAUUCAGUAUAUGCAGUUACUGGUCACUGUGCAACUGCUGCCAUGAGUAAAUGCCAUGAAGUGUGUUAAUGAGUCGAUGCGGCUGGGGAGCCCUCCUAAGAUGAGUAAUUGGGCAUAGAGUGGUUGCAGCAGAGUUGGCAAUUGAAUAGUGUUAAUCACUGUGAUGACUUUAAUAGCAUUUAAUAGACACUUAUCUGAAUUCAAAGUCGGAUGAAAUAUUGCUCUUUUUAAAAGCAUUUCCAUUGCUUUCUGUCAUGAAAAGCCACUAGAAUUGCCAUUUUUUUGUUGGAUACUGGGAAAAGUGCUUCUCUUGCAUUCUUAAUUCUGGAGAUGAGUUGGCUUGCUGCACUGGAAAACCAGUUUUCAGUUUGUGGCUUAAAGCAGCUGUUUGGGGUUGAAAAUUCCCUCCUAGGCAAUCCUUUAAAAACUAAAAGGUGCUUCCAAAAGAAGUGGCUGAGGAAUAUAUGUGUUUCUAAAUGACAUUGCUUGAAAGGUAAGCAAAACCCCUCAAUCUUUAAAGGGCAUAGACAGCUGAGCUUCUUCAAGUAGAAAUUAAGAUUGCAGCUCCACUCUUUGUGUGAGACUGUUGGUGAAAUUCCUUGUGUUGUUGUGGGUGCAGGUGCUUAGUGCACAGCUCCAGACGUGGUCUAUUUCUGUUCUUACAGUACUGAAGUAUCAAGCAAAUGCUUUAGGGAGAAGGUGGGGGGAUGUUAGCCACAACAGAGCAGAUUGCAGAUGAUUCAUAUAUAAUUUAGCUCUAGUUGAGCCUGAAUUAAAUUUCCCUGCUUAGCUCUAUUACUGUCCCUUUUAGAACUGGCCUUGUGCUGUCAGAAAAAAAAUCUUACUAGGAAGUAAUGGUCCAUUCCCUCCUUUUGAGGAGCAAACAAUUCUUGAUGGAGAAAAUGUCAUUCAGGAAGGGUUGGAGAGGAAGAAAAAUGAGCUUUCAAAUUAGUGUAGAACUAAUCCCAAUCUAGGCUAAGUUAUGUAUUCUCUUUAAACACUUGUAUUUUAAUAGUUGUGUUGGAAAGCAAUAGGGCUUCUGCCAAAAUAGACAGCACCAAAACCAAGUGGAUAGUCCUCCCUGAUUUCCCAAAUCAAGCCACAAAAACAGCCAGCCCUGUUGAGUAUUUGUUUUGCAGCAUUGACAGCUCUAAGAGCUAAGCCAGUCACUUCCUGCAUGUUUUGGUAAUUUUAAUAUAUUUAUUGGAUUUUACUUUAGAUUAAAAUGAUUUCUAUUUGUAUCAGUCAUGUCAGCUGAAAAGUAAUCAAAUGGAGACAUGAGGGAGGGACUGGACCUGAACACCUGUCUGUCGUAUACAGUUCUUAAAGUAUUACCUUAAAAUUAUCUUGUGGGCUCUUGUGAUAACCUUAUCUCUGAACAGAAUAAGAAACCAAAAUCUUAAGAGUAUCACACCUUUUAUCUUGGUGUGACCCAUCAGAGCCAGAACACUCCCCAGUCUUCCCCACAAGCUGUUCAAUGCUGCUAGUUUAACGUGUUUUCCAAGCUGUGCGUGCUGCUGCUGGUGCACACAAAAAUAAACAAAAGACAGCUGUGUUUGCAGCAUAGAAAAUUUAGCAAGAUGCAGCUUUUGUCAAACAGAAGAGAACAAAAUCAAUAGGAAAAGAAAUGUUUUCAAGCUUCUUGGAAUGCAAACAAUGGAAUUAAAAAAAAAAACAACGCAACCUAGAAGCCUUGGCAGUGCACUGUCAACUUAAUACCACUGUUUUAAGCAAAUUAAUUUGGCUGCUUUGUAAUGUCUGCUUUAUUUUGUUAACAAACUCCUCUCAAUCAGGGUUUCAUGUCUUGUUGAUACGUGCUUUUUAGUCUGAAGAGAAAAGAGAAAUGUAACUUUCUAAGGAGCUGAAUGUAUCUGGGCUCUGUGAUUAGUUAGAUUUUGAUUAUUUAAUUGUCUCUGAAUGGUUAAGCCUGAUUACUAAUUUCCAGGAGCUGUUAAUAUAGCAAGUACUGAUGUUAUUAGUGAUUAAAUGGUUCUGGAUUUCCAUGAAGAAAAAGAAGGGAUUUCAUCGGUCUUUCCUGAUGUAAUGGAUCACUUCCGAAAGUUUAUAAUAAUUUCUGUGGCAAAACUUCAGCCACAUGGAAGGUUUGUUGCUUAGGCAAAUGGAACUGGAAGGUGUGACCAUCGCUCCCUGCACGAACUAUUCACUCUUUUAUCUGAGGUUCCUUUUGGAUGUCUAAGGAUAAAGAGGUAAUAGCUGGGAAACCAGAGAGAUCCCAUAGAGACCUUCUCAGGGCAGUUAGAUACUAUGACUUCUCUUUCAUGUUGCCCUUUCUAAUUUUGUUAAAAGGCAUUCUGCUUAAUAUUGGAUGAAUAUUGCUGCUUUAUUUUGGUUUUUCUUUUGUUUGUUUGUUUCUUUCAGUGUGCUUAAUAAUGGCAAGCUAUUUGUUUUGUUGGGGGUUAAAAAUGUAUACUGGCAAAAAAAGAGGCCACUAUAAAGCUUUAAGUACUUUUAAUUUACUUAACUACUUUUGAAAGUGAGUCCAGCUCUAUCUCCUGCAGAUUUUCUUCCCAAUUUUCUUUUUCUUCUUUUAUGUCCUCUUAUAUUGCCAGCCCCCCACCCCAAAAUGCUACUUCUUGAACUGUAAACUCCAUUGGCUGCUAAGUCAUUUUAGUUGCCACUUUAUAAUUUUGGUUUCAUCUGUGUUCAUAGUGAUUGAGGUCCAAUCUUUGGAGACCUGCAACACCCAGAGUGUAGAAGGUACUGUGUCAGCUAGGAAGAUAAGAGACUGCUACAACUGUUGUGACUUUGGCAUUGACCAGUAUUGAAUGUGUAAGAAGAAAAUCCUGUUAACUUGCAGGUUAUUCCAUAGGAAUACUUAAGCUUAUUUCAGGUAACAGUAGCUCUCAUCCUGAAUACGGGACUUCAGAAAUAUUCUUGUCUCGGUAUUUCCUUGUGUUUUCAGACAUUUGCACUGUUUAGAGUGGAGGAAAAAAGCUUUCUAACUCUCUUCACCUCUUCAGUUCUCGCUCUUUCUAGCCCUAGUUGACCAGACAGGUUGUAACUGGAGCACACCACAUGGCUCAUCAGCCUCUCAGUCAGUGUAACUCUUCAGUGUCUGCUCUGUAGGAUAACUUCAAUCCUGUGCUUAUUUAGUGGUAAGUUAGACCUCUGUAACUACUCCUGCUGACUUAAAAAUGUGUGUUAUUAUCAGUAUUAAAAUAGUACAAGAGUGAACUGUUGCUUUAGGCACAUUUCUUGCCACUGUGUUGGCUAAUGAACCUUGAAUGAAAGUAAGAGGGCCAGUGAAUUUGAAAUAGGAGCUGUUAGCCAAGUGUUGUAGAAUCGUAGUCCUUAUUUAUUUUAUAUGCUAAUCUGCACUUGUGACCCUGAGCAGAAAAGCUGCAGUACAGCAGGUUUUAUAAGCUGUGGCUUAACCAGUUAUCUAGUAUCUUAAAACUCUUAUUUAAGCUGACUGGUUUUGUGCACAGGUCCAAAACCUGUUGUCAUUGAUCAUUAAAUGCUAUGCAUAUUGUACAUUCAUUUACAUGGAUUGUUCUAAUAGUGCUUGUGUGUAUUAUGCUACAUUGCCAUAUUUUAUAUAUAUAUAUAUGUAUGUAUUGCAUGAGGUUUAAUUGUUGGGGUUUUUGUAUUGUCACUUUUGUAUUCACACAGUGCCUCAUGUAUCUAUUUGCAUAUUGCAAGAAGUUGUUUCAAAGCAGUGAUUGGAAUCAGGUGGGGAUAAGAACUCUCCACUGUAGGAUCUGAUGUUUCUGAAGUAUUAAUAAAAUAAAGUGAUUUGAA
Molecule: messenger RNA, 9452 nt
Organism: Apus apus (common swift)
Lineage: Eukaryota; Metazoa; Chordata; Aves; Apodiformes; Apodidae
Gene: PPM1F
Product: protein phosphatase, Mg2+/Mn2+ dependent 1F
Exons: 7
Coding region: 81-1388 (435 amino acids)
Biological process (GO): negative regulation of protein kinase activity; protein dephosphorylation
Cellular component (GO): cytosol
Molecular function (GO): protein serine/threonine phosphatase activity; cation binding
Source: RefSeq, a predicted model, not a curated record